Molecule: messenger RNA, 2027 nt
Organism: Darwinula stevensoni
Lineage: Eukaryota; Metazoa; Arthropoda; Ostracoda; Podocopida; Darwinulidae
Source: the annotation of a GenBank genome assembly
AGAGGAUAAAAGUAUUGAAACUUCGUCUGUGUGAAAUGAAGAACGAUGAGGGGCGAAAUGUCUUUCAACGGAAGUUCCAUAAACCCGACAUCCGNUACGAAAUUCGUUGCGAGGAAAUCAGCCGAGACGAAGGCAGUCGAACUGCGAGAUUGGUCCUACCGUUCGACUCCAUCGAAAGUGAGAAAGACGAAAAAGUGAUCCUCCUUCUCGGUGCGACUGGAACAGGGAAGAGCACUCUGGUGAACGCCGUCGUGAAUCACUUCUACGGCGUGGAAUACGAAGACCCGUUCCGUUUGGUUUUGAUCCCGGAAACGGAAGGCGUGAGGGCGUCGCAGUCCCAGACGACUUGGGUCACGGCGUACGAGUUGCCGUGGCAAGAGGGAUGUCGCGCGCCGUACGGUCUCACGAUCGUGGACACCCCCGGGUUCGGGGACACGAAGGGAUUGACGGGGGACAAGGGCAUCACGACCCAGUUGCAAAAAUUCUUCGGCGGGGGAGGGCUGAAGCGGGUCGACGGGAUCGGGUUCGUGGUGCAGGCGUCGAGUGCGAGGCUGACCCCGACGGAGAAAUACAUCUUCGACUCCGUUCUUUCGGCGUUCGGGAAGGACGUCGCCGGGAACAUUUACGUGAUGGUCACGUUCGCCGACAAUCGCUCGCAGCCCGUCCUCGAGGCCAUCAAGGACGGGAAGAUCCCUCACGUGGACUCCUUCCCCUUCAACAACUCCGCCCUGUACGCCCGCAACGACGAAUCCUCGGACAGCCGCAUCGACUCCAUGUUCUGGAGGCUGGGCGCGGCCGCCUUCUCCCGAUUCUUCGAGAGGUUCCGCGAAUCCACGGCGGUGAGUCUCAGUCUGAGUGCGGAGGUCUUGAAGGAGAGAGCGGCGCUCGAGGCGAUCAUUCGCGGCAUCCAGGAUCAAAUUCAAGGCGUCCUGAACAUACUGGCUGAGAUCAGCGAGGAAAAGGCCGUUCUGGAGAGAAGACGAGCAGAAGUGGAAGCGAAGAAAGACUUCACUUACGAGGUGCAAGCGCCGAAGGUGAGGAAGAUGGACCUGAAGGGCGACCUGGCGACCAAUUGCUCGAAGUGCAACAUCACGUGCCAUUUCCCGUGCAAGCAGCGACGCGGCGACGUGGAAUUGCAGUGCGAGGUCCUGGACCCGUUCACGGGUCGUUGCAUGGUGUGCCCUUGCGACUCGAAGCGGCACGUCAGCAGGCCGUAUCGCUUGGAGACCUACGUCGAGAAGGAAAGCAGGAACCUGAAGGACUUGCGAGCAUCGCACCGAGACGCAGGAACGGCCGAGGACUUGUUGGGGGCCUUGAGGAAGAGACACUCGGAGAGUCGGUCCAGGGUCCUUCACCUCCUCGCAAGGGCACACGAGAAGCUCGAGAGACUGGAGGAAAUCGCCUUGAAGCCCAACCCCAUCACGAUCACCGACUACGUGAAACUGCUGAUUUCGUCCGAGAAGCACGAGGGGAAGCCCGGCUGGAUGGAGCGAGCCAAAAUUCUCCAGGAAAUCGGGGAACGCAUCGCAAACGAAAAGACGGCCGACGAACGAGGAAGCGUUCCCUUCGAGGAACCGAAUAAAAAUCGAACCGAACUGAAGCCUCGUGGCGCUCAUGCGCCCGGGGAAAAUCUUGUGACACCCAACCACAAGAAUGGAGAAAAUGCAAAAACGGAGGAACAAAUGAGGAAUCUUCAGCAUCAGAACGAUGAGGGGCGAAAUGUCUUUCAACGGAAGUUCCAUAAACCCGACAUCCGAUGGCAACUGCUUGCCAACGAGUUCCAAAGGACCGGGACCGUUGCAGAUUCAAAAUGCUCCGAAGAUCCGAGUGCAACCCAGGAAAUAAUCAACAGGGCCAGUGAAGCCAGAAAGGAGCCAGACGAAGUCCAUGCGACGAGCAUCGUCAGAAAGGCAAAUUCCUGCAUCAACGGGAUGCUUUUAGGAUGGAUCCUGCAUCCUAAACCGCAGAAUCUCGGAAAUUGUUGGAACUCGUUGAGAAGUAGACGGAUGUUGGCAUCUGCUGGGGCA